Molecule: messenger RNA, 1895 nt
Organism: Nycticebus coucang (slow loris)
Lineage: Eukaryota; Metazoa; Chordata; Mammalia; Primates; Lorisidae
Gene: PIGB
Product: phosphatidylinositol glycan anchor biosynthesis class B
Exons: 12
Coding region: 33-1655 (540 amino acids)
Biological process (GO): GPI anchor biosynthetic process
Cellular component (GO): endoplasmic reticulum membrane
Molecular function (GO): alpha-1,2-mannosyltransferase activity
Source: RefSeq, a predicted model, not a curated record
AGGUUCUCAGCUGAGCCCCAAGCAGGUGCGAAAUGGAGCGGGAAGGCGGUGAUGGCAGCCUCGCUUUACGCAUUCUCCAGAACCGAUCCCACGAGAAGAUGAAGCUGCGAAAGAGAAAGUCUACCUUGUACCUCAGCUCCCAGGAGAAGAGCACCGGGCGCCGGGGAGAUCUUCUUGGAGAAAACAUUUAUCUGGUGUUGUUUACCAUAGCUUUCCGAAUAUUUAACUGCUUUUUAGUGCAGACAAGUUUUGUUCCGGACGAAUAUUGGCAAUCUCUUGAAGUUGCACAUCACAUGGUUUUCAGUUAUGGUUAUUUGACCUGGGAAUGGACAGAAAGAUUGAGGGGUUACACAUACCCCUUAAUCUUUGCAAGCAUUUACAAGAUUCUGCAUCUUUCAGGGAAGGACAAUGUUCAGUUGCUGAUUUGGAUUCCCAGACUUGCCCAAGCAGUUCUGUCUGCUAUAGCAGACAUGAGGCUUUACUCACUAAUGAAGCAACUAGAAAAUCAGGAAGUGGCAAGAUGGGUGUUUUUUUGCCAGUUGUGUUCUUGGUUCACAUGGUAUUGCUGUACCAGAACCCUUACAAACACCAUGGAAACUGUUCUCACUGUAAUUGCUCUUUUCUACUAUCCUUUAGAAGGUUCAAAGUCUAUGAACAGUGUCAAGUACUCAUCCGUGGUGGCACUUGCCUUUAUAAUUCGUCCCACAGCUGUCAUUCCAUGGAUACCUUUGCUUUUCAGACAUUUCUGUCAAGAACAGAGAAAGCUUGAUCUUAUUCUACAUUCCUUUUUGCCUGUAGGAUUUGUCACUUUGAGUUUAUCUCUGAUAAUUGAUCGUAUAUUUUUUGGCCAAUGGACCAUGGUUCAGUUUAAUUUUUUGAAAUUUAACGUACUGCAGAAUUUGGGAACAUUUUAUGGUUCCCAUCCAUGGCAUUGGUACUUCAGUCAAGGAUUUCCCGUUGUUGUGGGAACUCAUUUGCCCUUCUUUAUUCAUGGCUGCUUUCUAGCACCAAAGAGAUACAGGAUACUUUUGUUGACUGUGCUAUGGACACUGCUAGUUUAUAGCAUGUUGAGCCACAAAGAAUUCAGGUUUAUCUAUCCAAUUUUACCAUUUUGUAUGGUAUUCUGUGGAUACUCAAUAACCCACCUGAAAACAUGGAAGAAACCAGCUCUAAGUUUCCUGUUUUUAUCAAAUAUGCUUCUCGCCCUCUAUACUGGUUUAGUUCAUCAACGAGGUACUCUUGAUGUCAUGAGGUAUAUUCAGAAGAUCUGUUACAACAGUCCCAAUAAAUCUUCAGCUUCAAUACUUAUAAUGAUGCCUUGUCAUUCUACUCCCUACUACAGCCAUGUUCACUGCCCAAUUCCAAUGAGAUUUCUCCAAUGUCCCCCAGACCUGACUGGAAAAAGUCAGUAUCUUGAUGAAGCAGAUAUAUUUUACCUAAAUCCCUUAAACUGGUUACAUAAAGAGUUUCAGGAUGCUGCAUCAUUGCCUACUCACUUGAUCAUAUUCAGCAUUUUGGAGGAGGAAAUAAGUGCUUUCCUAAUUUCAAGUAACUAUGAGAGAACUGCUGUUUUCUUCCACACUCACUUGCCGGAGGGUCGAAUUGGAAGUCACAUAUAUGUCUAUGAAUGGAAGUCAAAAAGGAAACUCAACUGAAGAUGAAAUUCUGAACCGGGUUUGAAUCUUUCCUAGAGAAACUGACAUUGCUGAAUGGAAAUAUUCAGGUACUGUUUAAAUACUUUAGUAAACACUGGGUAAUCAAGAUUCGUGGAACUUGGAAAGAAACACUAUGAACUGCUUUACCAAAUACCACUACUGAGGAAAUGUGUAAAAUAUCAGUAUAAACCACAUAUUAAUACAAUGACAAAUUUUAAAUAAAGACCUUUAGUUUUCCUC